AUGGCUGAAAGUAUACGAAAAGGUAAAUAUUCUGGUGAUUUUGAGUUGUAUGCUAUCAGUUCUUUAAGGAGUGAUAUUUCAACCUCCAUCAAAUCUUUCCAGCAUGCAGAUAUUCCUGACUAUCAUACCAGUAAUCAUGAAACACCAGAGAAUAGUGAGAAUGAAUUGAAUCGAAUUCUCACCGAAAGAUUUGAUGUUGGUGAUGCAAUUCGUUUAGAAGCCAACGAAUAUGAUUUUCAUAACUUGUCAAACAAAACAACCAAUCGUAUCUGUCAUACUAAUACUGAUAAUCUCAAAAAUAUGGAAGAUAUAGAAAAGAAGAGUAUAUCUUCUCAAGGGGAAGAAAAAACUAUAUUAGAAAGAGUGUUCACUAAUAAAUCCACUGGUGAAGUUGUUUUACCACCUGAUAAAGGUUAUGCAUGGGUGAUGGUGUUUGCCGUCAUCCUUGUUAUGCUUAGUUCUUGGGGUUGUAAUGCUGCUUUUGGUGUAUUUCUAUCAUUUUAUCUAACCAAUGGAACUUUCCCUAAUGCUACAAAAUACGAUUAUGCAAUUAUAGCUGGUAUCCCUGUAGCAUUGGGACAAGGUUUAGCACCAUUAGGAUUAAUCUUGAUGAGAAUUAUUGGGCUCAGGACAACAAUGCUGGUUGGAACCAUGUUUUUGUUAGCCGGAUUCUUGUGGGCCUCCUUUGCCACUCAAUUAUGGGAACUUUAUGUUUCUCAAGGUGUUUUCAUCGGCAUAUCAAUUUCAUUGGUCGCUAAUCCACCAACUACUUGUAUACCAGGCUGGUUCUUGAAAAAAAGAGCUGCCGCUAUGGGGUUAUGUUAUCUAGGUACUGGUCUGGGUGGUCUUAUGUAUGGUCUUGCCUCAAAUAAAAUGAUACAAGAUUAUAAUGGUACUUCUAUGUGUUAUAGAAUGCUGGCCGUCACCUGCACUGUCUCAUGUCUCAUCUCCAUCUGCAUUGUGAAGGAAAGAAUCCCAUCUAAGAUUACUGGACUUAGAUCAAAGAAAGCAAUUGUAAUGGAAUUCAAAAAAUUCUUUGAUAUUGAUGUGAUUAAGAAGCCUACUGUCUUAUUAAUUGCUAUGUGGUUUAAUUUAGCAAUUUUUGCUUACACUCUAAUGGUUUUUACAUUGUCUGCAUAUGCUGUGGCUCGUGGCAUGUCACAACAUCAAGGUUCUACAUUAACUUCACUAUUAAAUGCUGGCCAGACGGUAGGGAGACCAAUAAUGGGGCUUAUGGGUGACAAGUUUGGUAGAGUUAACGUUACAAGCUUCCUAACGUGUAUCUUAUGCAUAUAUAUAUUUGCAUUCUGGAUUCCUGCACACACUUUUGUUCAAUUAAUUUUCUUUUCCAUAAUGAUGGGCUUAUCUGUAGGUGUUGCUAAUGUGAUGAAUAGUGUCUUAAUUGCUGAUGUCGUUAAACCAGAGGAAUUUUUACCUGCCUGGGGUUUUGUAACAUAUUCAGGAAGUCCAUUAUUUUUGGUAUCUGAGUUGAUAGCACAAGCAUUGACUGUCCCAGAGAAAAAAAAUAAUCCAUACAUACAUACACAGAUAUUUACUGGGUUUUGUUUCUUUGGGGCAUUGUUAUUAAGUUUUGUCUUAAGGGAAAAAGUUGUCACAAUUAAAUUACAACAGGAGGUGAAGAAAAUAGAAGAUAAGAUAAAUGAAUAUGAAAAGUCUGAUCGUUUAGGAAGUUGUAUGAACAUUAUUCAAGAAACUGGUGAAAAUGCUGGUUAUGAUAGUAACUUUUUAAGUAAAUUAGAAGAUACAAAAGAUAAAUACAAUCAUUUAUUAGGUUCUGGUUGGAAGAAUAUAAUAAAGAGAGUGACAUACCCAACAAAAAUUUAA
This is a messenger RNA of Arxiozyma heterogenica, 1845 nucleotides long. Its product is annotated as MCT family MFS transporter. Gene Ontology annotation, cellular component: membrane. Gene Ontology annotation, molecular function: transmembrane transporter activity. Gene Ontology annotation, biological process: transmembrane transport. The record is from RefSeq and is a predicted model, not a curated record. Lineage: Eukaryota; Fungi; Ascomycota; Saccharomycetes; Saccharomycetales; Saccharomycetaceae. The transcript has a single exon. The coding region runs from base 1 to 1845 and encodes 614 amino acids.